CGGACGGGCGGCUAGCGGCGGGGUAACACCUCAGCGCCGUCGGAGCGGCCCCCGGCGAGGCAGCACCACCGCUGCCGGCUGGCCACCGCCCCCGGGCCGCCCCGAGGGCGCUGCGCUGGGGGCACGGCGGGGCCUCGGGGCAAGAACGGGGCCGGGGGGGCCGGGGGCCGGGGCCAGGCUGCGCGGGCGCGGAGCGCUGCUGGCUCCUUAUCGGCGCCCGAGCAUCGGGGCGUCGCCGCCCGUCGCCUUCAAAGCGGGCGGCGGUGACGGCACGGCCGCCUCUCCCGUCGCAGCCCGUCGCAGCCCGUGCCGGCAGCAGACCGGAGCCAUGCUGCACUGGGGAUACGACGAGCACAACGGGCCUGCCCACUGGAAGGAAGUUUUUCCUGUUGCUAAUGGAGACCGUCAGUCACCCAUCGACAUCAAAACUGAGGAAACCAAGUAUGAUCCCUCUCUCCGUCCUCUAAAUCCCAAUUACGAUCCAGCUUCUGCUAAAAUCAUCCUUAACAACGGGCACUCCACCAGUGUUGAGUUUGAUGAUACCGUCAACAAAUCAGGUUCAUUCCAACCGAAUCGCUCAAGUCUCUUAUCUGACUUUAGCUGCAGCGAUGAUGAACCUACCACAGCCUUUGUGCUGACCGGGGGGCCACUCAGCGGGACCUACAGGCUGCGCCAGAUCCACUUCCACUGGGGCUCCAACGACGAGGCUGGCUCUGAGCAUGCAGUGGAUGGGAUGAAGUACGCAGCAGAGCUUCACGUGGUCCAUUGGAACUCGGAGAAGUAUUCCAGUUUCGUCGAGGCAGCUCGUCAGUCAGAUGGAUUAGCAGUCAUGGCUGUAUUUCUACAGAUUGGUGAAUGCAACCCUCAGCUGAAUAAGAUUACUGACCGCUUGGACACCAUCAGAAUCAAGGGUAAAAGAGCACUGUUCACAAACUUUGAUCCUAGCUGUCUGCUUCCCAAGUCCCUGGACUACUGGACUUACUUUGGCUCUCUCACUGUUCCACCUCUUCUUGAGAGUGUCAUCUGGAUUGUUCUGAGAGAGCCCAUAAGUGUUUGUUCUGAACAGCUAGCCAAAUUCCGCAGUCUCCUGAGCACUGCUGAGGAUGAGGUCGCCUGCUGCUUGCUGAGAAACUACCGACCUCCCCAGCCCUUAAAGGGACGAGAAGUCAGAAGAAAUUAGAGUAAAGCCAGAGUAGUCUCCCUCUGAAACCAAAGGCUGAAUUAAUUUUAAUAGUUAAUACACUUUGUGAUUUUUUGUUUGUUUGUUUGUUUUGUGAGUUGUUUUAACAAAUAGGUGUUUUAUUACUGGUUACCAUGCAGUCAUUUCUGACAGAGGCGUGUGUCCUGGGUUGUUGCAGGUUCAUCAGUGUUAAGAGGUCUGACUGUGUUUGAGUGCAUUGGUUUGGGAGCGUUGAGGCACUAGGGUUGGAUGCACAGAGCUGGCAGUGCUGAUCGCAAGGGUGAGGUGUGGUGAAGGAGUUGUCCAGAAUUUGCCACCAAAUUACUGAACAGGAUCCCUGAUAUUACUGUCGGUGAAGGAUGUUCUGAGAUUAUUCUUUUGGUCUCUAACACAUUUAGCUUCUAUAUAAGACUUCACACUGUAAUUCUGAAGAAAAAAAUAUUUUAAGCCUAAUAUCAUUUCAUUGCUGACUUCUACAAUGUCAUGCUUGUCUUCCUACAACAAGCAGUAAUGACUAACAGGGUUUAAGUAAAACAAGAUUAUUCAUAUGAUCCUGUUAUUCUGACUGCUUCAUAGCAGUAAUGAUGUGCUGAUCGAUUUUUUCCUUUAAAGCAAAUAGUAAGGAUUUUGUAUAUUGAUGGAUUAGGUAUUCCUGAAUUCCACCAUGUAUAGUGGUGAAAUUGUCCUGAAACCUGAAAACUGCAAGGUGGAAGAGCACAGAGGGAACCGUUUGUUCCUAAAUCCAGUCUGUUGCAGUUGGUGAACAGUAAGGGACCGUAACACUAUAUCCAUGGAGCAUCAGGCUCCUACCACUUAAAAUCAGGAGGCAGAGGUAGCUGUUGCUCCAGCCCGUUUCAUGCUUAGACGCGUUGCCCGCUGCAGUAUGAAUGAAACCCAUGCCGCAUACCUCACAUCUUGCAGUGGAGCACAGCACUACUCAGGUGUGUAGUGUCUCCUAAGUACUGGCUGAUGUUCUGCUGCCAUAGCUGAACUUGUGUGGUUGCACUUACAUUCCAAAACCAAAGAUAGCAGUUAGAACUAGCCAAAGAAAUCAGAAUCAAGUCAAAAUCUAAUAAAAGGUCAGCCCUCAACAGCGAUGCAUUGAAACGUCUGGCUUUAUGAAUUGACUUGAGCGUGUGUUUCUCUCAGGAGCUUUUGUUAUCUGAAUAUAAUUGCUCAUUUUACACAAAAUUUAUUUUUAUUAUUUUUAAUGAACUUGCUAUAGGAUAUAGCUUAGUAUAGGAUUAGAUUUACCCUCAGAUUGUGAGAACUAGGUAGUGAAAAACAGUGGUACCUGGAAGAGGCAGCUAGAGGUUACAGGGGCAGCACCUACCAGCAAUCUCUGUAGUAAUUCUGACCGGCUCAUCUUUGAUGACUGCUCUCCAUGAAUCUGAGGAUUUUUAUAGGUUUUCUAGGCUGUGCCUUUUACCUCAACAGGUCUUUUGAUCUUAGAUGGACAAAUGAGGGAAAUCUGAAUCAGGAUUGAUUUUUUAUCUUUAUAUACCUUCUUAUAACUGAAUAAAUUAGACAUAGAGACAUAGAUAUUUAGCUUAGUUUAAGGUAGGUGGAUUUUUUGUUUGUUUUCUCCUCCCCAGCAUAUAGCUACUAUUGCUGCAAGGCCUCUCGAUGCCUUCUGAAUGUUUUCUGAAGGAAAGAACACAGUAGACCAUGGGAGAAAUAAAAGAUAUUUGGCAGUGGCAGUAAGUACAAGCAUUAACCAAAGGGGAAAAAAUUCUAGGCACUUUUUGUUUUCUGGCAUAGGGAGAAGAAUGUAGCUGAAAAGACCUCAGGUUGGUUCUUUCUGAAUGAGGACAUCUGGAAAAUGUGCGUGGGGAGAGCAGAAGUGUGUUGCGUGUUUUCAUACCCUUUUUUAGGCUUAGUGUUGGAUCUGAUGUUUCCCUGUCAUGUGAGUAGCUGCAGAAUGUGGACAAAAUGUUUACAGAUUGCAUGAAGGUUAUGAAGUUUGUUUGCCUCAGAAGAGAAAGUAAUAAGGCUACUGCUUUGUAUCAGAAACAAAAGUUUUACAUGUUUUUUACAUAUUGAAAACAGUGGAGUUGAUCCACUGCUUUCAUAUUUAUAAGGAUUUUAGCAAAAUAAAAAAUGGAUUUUA
Messenger RNA from Falco peregrinus (peregrine falcon), 3290 nucleotides. Its product is annotated as carbonic anhydrase 13. The transcript is spliced from 9 exons. Gene Ontology annotation, molecular function: carbonate dehydratase activity; zinc ion binding. Gene Ontology annotation, cellular component: cytoplasm. The record is from RefSeq and is a predicted model, not a curated record. Bases 329 to 1180 code for a protein of 283 amino acids. Lineage: Eukaryota; Metazoa; Chordata; Aves; Falconiformes; Falconidae.